CGAAGAUGGUUUAAUUUUUUUUAUAUUUCUAUUAUUUAUUAAUUUCUCCCAAUCGUAAACCUGCCUAGCCUUCUGCCAGCUGGGCCAGAGCAUAAAGCCUGGGACUGCACCUGGGGCAAUGAGCCCUGCACUGAAGAAGCCUCCUACAGGGAUGUGCCGGCGCCGCGCAACAGACUAGAUCCAAGCCCCGAAGCUCACACCACCAGUUAUUCCCUCUCCCUCAUCCCCUUCGCCCGCCUUUUCUGCACCCAGUCCCCUUGAAACCUCGGAUCAGUGCCUGCGCUGCGCUCCGGAGAUCUUUGCCGGGGUGAAAAGCCCGGAGACCAAGGAGAGACGGGGCGGCCGUGCUAGAUGCAUGGGGGAGGGCUCCGGUUAAUGCAAGUUCUGGGCUCCUGCAGGGACCCCGACAACUGUCAGCAGCAGCAGCUCGGGGCCUCCUCCUCCGCUUCCUCAGCGAUGCUUUUCCACAGUCUGUCCGGCUCGGAGAUGCACGGGGUCAUCGAUGAGAUGGAUCGGAGAACCAAAAGCGAAGCACCGGCCAUCAGCUCGGCUAUAGACAGGGGAGAGACCGAAACGCCGACCAUGCCUUCCAUCAGCAGUGACAGGGCUGCCCUGUGUGCCGGCUGCGGGGGGAAAAUCUCCGACCGUUAUUACCUCCUGGCUGUGGAUAAACAGUGGCACAUGCGCUGCCUGAAGUGCUGUGAAUGUAAACUCAACCUGGAGUCCGAGCUCACCUGCUUCAGCAAGGAUGGCAGCAUUUAUUGCAAGGAGGAUUACUACAGGAGGUUUUCGGUGCAAAGAUGUGCGAGAUGUCACUUGGGAAUUUCUGCCUCCGAAAUGGUCAUGAGGGCCAGGGAUUUGGUAUAUCACUUAAACUGCUUCACUUGCACCACUUGCAACAAGAUGCUGACCACCGGCGACCACUUUGGCAUGAAGGACAAUCUGGUGUACUGCCGCCUCCAUUUCGAGACUCUGAUCCAGGGGGAGUACCAGGUGCAUUUCAAUCACUCGGAUGUAGCCGCUGGGAAGGGCCCGGCACUAGGAGCGGGCUCUGCCAACACUUUGGGACUGCCUUAUUACAACGGUGUGGGGACUGUCCAGAAAGGGAGACCCAGGAAGAGGAAGAGCCCAGGACCUGGGGCAGAUCUGGCAGCCUACAAUGCAGCUUUAAGUUGCAAUGAAAACGAUGGCGACCACCUGGAUAGAGACCAGCAAUACCCCAGCAAUCAAAAAACAAAGCGUAUGAGGACAUCAUUCAAACACCACCAGUUGCGGACAAUGAAGUCAUACUUUGCUAUUAACCACAAUCCCGAUGCCAAGGACUUGAAACAGCUAGCUCAGAAAACUGGCCUGACCAAAAGAGUUCUUCAGGUUUGGUUUCAAAAUGCUCGAGCCAAAUUCAGACGGAACCUCUUACGUCAAGAAAACACAGGGGUGGAUAAGACUUCAGACUCAACACUCCAAGCAGGAACCCCAUCAGGUCCUGCCUCAGAAAUAUCCAAUGCCUCCAUGAGUCCAUCCAGCACUCCCACUACUUUAACGGACUUGACUAAUCCUACUAUGCCUACUGUGACAUCUGUCUUGACAUCAGUGCCCGGAAGUCUUGAGGUUCACGAAUCUCGAAGUCCUUCACAAACAACUCUCACGAAUCUUUUCUGAUGACUCUCUCUUAAUAAUUUCUUUAAAAAAGAAAUUAUUCUUAGCUGAAAUUCCAAGUGAAUUUUAAUAGAGGCUUUGAGCAACUGACUAACCACAAUUAGGAUCUCUCCUAAAAAAACAGGAGGAAAUGUAGUGUUCUGGUAUUGCGGAGUACGGACUGAAGAAUAACUUGGAAGAUCUAUUGCAACACAACAUUUGUGUAACUGUACAGUUUUGUGGACUGAGCAAGGGAAACAGCAAUUAAUUUAAGUUGGCUAAAGCUUCUGUAUUUUCAAAGACUGCCAUGUGCCUUAUAUACUGUUUUAUCUACAUUCUUUGGAUUCCAUGUCCACUUCUCUCUUUUUCUCUCUGUAUAUUUAUGACCAGGGCAAAAAUGUUAAGAGUUUGUUACUUUGAAUAGUCCUAAGCCUUUCAUUGGUUGCUUUGUUGUUUUAGAAUUUUAAGGUCGAAGCCUGUUCGAAUACCAGAAUUUGUAAAACCUAACCAGUAAUAAAACCACUUAUGGAAACUACUUGGUAAUGGCUGCAGUUACAUUUAACAUUAGUGUCACAAUCAAGAUAGGCUGGUUGUAUUUAAAAGGAUUAGAAAACUGCACUUCAAGCACAGUAACUGCCUUGGGUAAACUCUAAAUAUGAUGUAUACAUUCUUCCUGUUCCUGAAGUAUAUAUGAGUGAGAAAUCUAGCCUGUACAACAGCCUAGGUAUCGUCACUGUAGAGAAAUGAUUGUUAGUUGCAGGUAGAAUUUGUCAGAUAAUGUUAAAAUUCAAACAGAAGAACUAUACUUAAUCUUGAUGUGUGAAAGAAACUUGUCUCCAGCUAGAAUUUCUGAAAACAGUCUUGCUUUUGUGCAAGAGCUUCAUUCCAUGGAGGAGGCAAGUGGGGUCUCUGACAGCUGUGUGGCCACAACCAGUCCAUUACAGAGGUGGACACUGGGUAAUGUUUCCCUAGGAAAGAAACAGAAAUGUUUCAGGUUAUUUUACAACACUGGCGGACAAAGUUGAGGCAAAAUUACGUUCUGCAGAGUCACAGCCUUACAUUUUUUGUGAUGCUUUGAAGGAAUAAAAAUGCCAAGGAAGAAUAUAUUAUUGAUACUAACAGAAGUGGUUAUUCCUUGAAUGAUUAUGGACCUUUCAAUACAAAUGAAUUAUUUCUUCCCAAAAUGUCUGUGCAGAAUAUAACUCAUAUUUUGAGGUUUAUUCCUAUUGUUUUAAACGAUGCUUUUCUGUAAUUAAAGAAAUACCUCAGCAAAGAUUAAAUAUGUGUAAGGAGUACACACUAUGCUGUUUGCCCAGUAGUUCUAUAGAUUUUGAGUGGUACAUAAGAUGCAUAUGUUUGUUCCUUUUCAAACCUGUCACAAUCAGUUUCUUUUGGUCAAAUGUUAGGUUGUUUGUGACUAGCGCUCUAAAACUGAUCCCUCAUUCCCAUUGGAUCAAAAUUGCUAAAAGAUUAUUCCAAAUAAACAACAAGAUAGGUGCCAAGAUUUGGGUUCGUUGCCCUUUCAGUGCAUUGAAGAUGAUUUAGUAGGCCAGGCUCUUGGGUAACAAUGUUUUGGGUUUUAUAGUGCUACGUUUAUUCGGCUUUCUCAGCUGAAAAUUUGCCCUUCUGGUACAAGUCAAAUUCCUAUUGAGAUCAGUGAGAAAUCUCAGAGGAUAAGGACUGUGGAAUAGAAAUGCUGACAUAAUUAGGUCAUUUAUUAACCUUUUUUACACUUCAGCUUAACCCACUGUGUGU
Molecule: messenger RNA, 3390 nt
Organism: Dryobates pubescens (Downy woodpecker)
Lineage: Eukaryota; Metazoa; Chordata; Aves; Piciformes; Picidae
Gene: LHX2
Product: LIM homeobox 2
Exons: 5
Coding region: 352-1659 (435 amino acids)
Biological process (GO): neuron differentiation; regulation of transcription by RNA polymerase II
Cellular component (GO): nucleus
Molecular function (GO): DNA-binding transcription factor activity, RNA polymerase II-specific; RNA polymerase II transcription regulatory region sequence-specific DNA binding
Source: RefSeq, a predicted model, not a curated record